AUGUUGAUCUUCACCAUGGACAAGCAAAACAUAUUUCGAACACCGUUUAGUGAUCGCGAGUGCAAUAGUACAGGAGUUUUUUCACAACUUCAGAAUGGACAUUACUCAUCACAAGGCAGCUCAUUAUUGACAGGGUUUAAUGCCACUUCAAACCACGCUGCACAUGUUUCUUCCGAUCGUAUCGGUUGGCAACUGUACUUCCCGGGCGAAGGUAAUUUUAAAGCGUUUCAAAUAUAUGCUUUCACUACUACCAUAUCAUUGCUAACUUUUGCAGAUUUGUGUUCAUUGCGGACAAUAACAAAACACGUACGAUGCUUGGAGCAACACUAUACGGACUUUGUUGGCAAUUAUUCCCCAUCGGAAGUGGAGCGCUGCAGAAGCUUUGAGUUUAAGCUGCAGCUUGCUGAGACUGAUUUGUUUCUAAAGAAUUCGUGGCCAAAUUUUGAAGGAGAUUUGAAAGAAUGCCCUGAAUACACUAUAGCCUGUAUCGGACUUGCCAUGUAUCGGUUUGUAGCGGCACAGCGUAAACAUACACACGGUCCACCAACACCUGAACGCGGAUUACCGAAGAUAUGUCCACGUAUAAAUUACUUUGGUCCUGAAAUAUCAAUCGGUACCAUCGAUAGUCGGUAUGCAGACAGGCUGAUAACGAUUCGUGGCAUAAUUACUCGCAUAAGCCAGCAAUAUGAUAAUGCUACGUGGAGAACUUACAAAUGUAAACACUGUAACGAUACAAUAGUUUUGUCGCAGCUGGGCGAAUUUUAUACAUGCUCCAACUGCAAAGUGGGAGGUGGAAUAGAAUUUAUUAACACGUCUGUUUGGAAUCGAACUGACACCCACAGAAACUUUACCAUACAGGGAACGAUAUUACAUUCAAGGUCUAGUAAUGCCCUUGAUGUGUUAGUACCAGAUGGUAGCGGGAGUAAGCUUUUCCCUGGAGCUGAUGUGAGUGUAACAGGCAUUUUAAAGACCAUUUCUACAGAAAAACAUGCAACACAUAUGUUCUUGCAAACGGUUUGCAUGCGCACCAACAGUAGUAAGCCUAACGAUGUUGAUGUAGAACCAACGUUUAAUGCAAUCGACUUACAAGCCAUCAGAGAAAUUCAAUCUGAACCAUUUCCAUUCCAGCUAAUGGUACAAUCCAUCUGUCCUUAUGUGAAAGGAAUGGAGACAAUUAAAGCUGGUUUGCUUCUAGCGCUAUUCAGUACUACCUGCGACACACAUGUACUACUAGCUGGUACAGAGUGUGAAAUGGCACGACAGCUGAUUGAAUGUUUCGUAUCUGCAUCACCAAAAGGAAUACUGAUAAACGAUUCCAGUCAGACACUUGAUUUAGCCGUGAAACGUUUUCAUGCCGGACAAGAAGAUCCAGCGGUAUUGGCCAAUUUAGGCCUCUGUGGUAAAGAAAUUGAUAAGUUACACGCGUUGGAAAAGAUACUAAGUGGUGGUGUAACCAGUACAAAACAUUACAGUGCAAGCUAUAAUCAGGAAGUUCCGGCUCGAAUCAACUUGCUAGCAACGGUAUGUCCUAACCAAGGGAUGUUUGAAGUUAGCAAACCUUUCCUGGACCAUUUCAACAUUCCCCGCGCGUUUGUGGAAAGGUUUGCACUGGUAUUUCAAAUGGAAGACACAUUCGAUCCAGGAGAAGAGCUUAUCUGCUACAACGGUGUGCGCCUACAUUUCGAAAAACCCUCAACAACUAAAUGUAGCGUAGAAAUACCUUUGGUGAGAAAACUUAAGCUAAUCUCUGGUGACCAUUUCGAUCCUUUGCCCAUAGAACUAAUGCGGAAGUAUAUAGAUUAUGCUCGUCAACAUUGCAAUCCGGAAUUUACUGAUGAGUCAACAAAGCUGUUGGAGGGCUUCUUCUCCCAGAUGUAUUCGAUGCCUCAAUGGCUAAACAUGACAAAUGGAAUGAAAAUUGCGCAAAUUCAAAACAUGGUCCGCGCUAGGGCAAGGAUUGAUCUUUCUGCCGAAAUAACCACAGAGCAUGUGAUGGAUACCAUUCGGAUUGUAAGUCGCAGCUGGUACGACAAGUACGAUACGGACGAUCGUAAUCCAUCGGUGAAAUUACCUGCCAAACAGCGAACAACGAAAACGGCGACUGUUCGCAAAUUUCUUGAUGUUUUGCGAAAUCAGUCUGUGGAGUUGAACAAAAAGUUAUUCACCCUGAACGAUCUUCGGAAGUUGAUCAACGAAGUUGGUGUGCCAGGGGUGGAAGAUGAAAUCGUGGAAAGGCUAAACAUGCAAGGCUAUCUGCUAAAGAAAAGUGAAGGUCUCUAUGAGCUCCUUGUUUGAGCAGCUUUGUGCAGCAUGUGUAGGAAAUUGUAAAUUUUGCAUUGUUGUACAGCAAAUGUGUUAACUUAUC
Molecule: messenger RNA, 2365 nt
Organism: Anopheles funestus (African malaria mosquito)
Lineage: Eukaryota; Metazoa; Arthropoda; Insecta; Diptera; Culicidae
Product: DNA helicase MCM8-like
Exons: 2
Coding region: 1-2295 (764 amino acids)
Cellular component (GO): MCM complex; nucleus
Molecular function (GO): single-stranded DNA binding; ATP binding; single-stranded DNA helicase activity
Source: RefSeq, a predicted model, not a curated record